This is a messenger RNA of Colossoma macropomum (tambaqui), 1005 nucleotides long. It is a transcript of the gene tmem147, whose product is annotated as transmembrane protein 147. The transcript has 8 exons. The coding region runs from base 163 to 840 and encodes 225 amino acids. NCBI's taxonomy places the organism in Eukaryota, Metazoa, Chordata, Actinopteri, Characiformes, Serrasalmidae. The record is from RefSeq and is a predicted model, not a curated record.
UUUCUUAAGGCUCUUAACACCGGAACGAAAUGUUGUGUUAUGUUGAGGAUGCCCGGAGCUUUUUCCAUGCGCACCGCGUCUCUGCUUGACGGCCAUUCAGCAGCUUAAACUGUAAUAGGGCGCUGGACAUUGUAGGACUUCGUUUCAGCCCCAUUUAAAGCCAUGACGCUUUUCCAUUUUGGCAACUGUUUUGCCUUGGCGUAUUUCCCAUACUUCAUCACAUACAAAUGCAGCGGGCUAUCUGAAUACAAUGCAUUCUGGAGAUGUGUUCAAGCUGGGGCCACUUACCUCUUUGUACAGCUUUGCAAAAUGCUGUUUCUUGCCACAUUUUUUCCCACCUGGGAAGGAGGAGCUGGAGUAUAUGACUUUGUUGGGGAAUUCAUGAAGGCCACAGUGGACAUGGCAGAUCUGCUAGGACUUCACCUCGUCAUGUCCAGAAACGCUGGGAAGGGAGAAUACAAAAUAAUGGUGGCUGCUAUGGGCUGGGCCACAGCUGAGUUGGUUAUGUCAAGGUGCAUUCCUUUGUGGGUGGGAGCUCGAGGCAUUGAGUUUGAUUGGAAAUACAUCCAAAUGAGCUUUGACUCCAACAUCAGUUUGGUUCACUACAUUGCUAUGGCUGCAGUAGUAUGGAUGUUCACACGGUAUGACCUUCCAAAAAGCUUCCGCUUGCCUGUAACUGUACUGCUGGGACUUUGCGUUUACAAGGCCUUCCUAAUGGAAUUGUUUGUUCAUGUGUUCCUCCUUGGGAGCUGGACGGCUCUGUUGGUGAAGGCGGUGCUCACCGGUGCCAUCUCCCUCUGUUCUCUCUUCCUCUUCAUCACACUGGUUCACAGCAACUGAGGCUUUUCUCAUGUUGCUACACGUUCAGGUAUUUUUGAAGAAAAUACCCACAAUGCCAUAUAGGACAUUUUUGUCUUAACAGAGGGGCCAGCCAGAUUGUUAGUACUGUAAUUGUGUUUUGUAUGUCUGUCAAAUUAAAUUAAAAUUGUACAGAAAUCUGUUCUU